AUGGGGUGUUGUUGCACCAAACGGCGACUUGAUCAUGAAGAUCCAGCACUUCUUGCUUCCCAAACCUAUUUUAAAAGUUCUGAAAUUGAAGCAUUGUAUGAUCUGUUCAAGAAAUUAAGCAGCUCCAUGGUGGACGAUGGUGUUAUCAGCAAAGAAGAGUUUCAGCUUGGCUUAUUUGGAAGCUGCAAGAAACAGAGCCUCUUUACUGAUAGGUUAUUUCAAUUAUUUGACUCAAAAAAUGAUGGGGUGAUAGAAUUUGGAGAGUUCAUUCGAGGUCUAAGUGUCUUCCACCCAGCAGCACCACAAGCACAGAAAACAGACUUUGCAUUUCGACUCUAUGAUGUAUGUCAAAGAGGCUUUAUUGAACGUGACGAGGUAAGAGAGAUGAUAUUGGCAGUACUAAAUGAAUCGGAUUUGGUUCUGUCUCAUGACAUAAUUGAGGUCAUAAUUGAUAAGACCUUUAAAGAAGCAGACUCGAAAGGAGAUGGAAGGAUUGAUCAAGAGGAGUGGCAAGAAUUAGUUGGUCGAAACCCAUCCAUAUUGAGGAAUAUGACUAUUCCCUAUUUGAAGGAUCUUAAUAUAGAGUUUCCUGGUUUUAAACAAGCAUUAGCCAUUGAAGACUGUAGAAGGAGCUCAUCCCCUGAGAAAGACAAGAGUCCGUCCCUCCUUAGAAGGACAAUUUCAACAGUUGUCUCAAAAAAUGCAAUUUCAUCAAAAUGUGAGUAUACAUACACAGCGACCAAAGUAAAGGAGGAAGGAAUCGCCGUUAAGGUUGACGGCGAGAGGUAG
Messenger RNA from Sphenostylis stenocarpa, 789 nucleotides. Lineage: Eukaryota; Viridiplantae; Streptophyta; Magnoliopsida; Fabales; Fabaceae. The record is from the annotation of a GenBank genome assembly.